AUGUCUAGAUCUUCUCGCUGCUCGUUGGAAUCGCGUCCUCCGUCUACUGCAUCGUCCACUCCAACGGAAGCCGACUUGCGCAAUACCCGGGGCUAUUUUCUGUUUGUCGAGGAGCCAUCCAACCACACCGUCCAUGGUUGGCAACGAGCCGCAUUCAUGUUGUCCGACGUGUACGAUUCAGAUGAUGCGUUGAAUCGCUCACCCGGUCUUAAACCAUCUGUUAUAAAAUAUGGACCGGACGAGUCUAUCCCACCAUUUUUGCAGGAAAAACAACAGCGGGCAUUGGGCGAUGGCAAACAACAGAGUUCGACGAGUCCAACGAGCUCGGAGAGCCGGUCGCCUAAGUAUCGUCGACGGCGUAGGAAACCUCAGUCCUCUUUAGGUGAUGCCGUCUUGAUUGGUUUUCUAGAUCCUAAUAGGCCUGACAUAGCUAGACAAGCCGGGCAAGAGACAUUAGGGCCAGACUCGGACGAAUCUGAAGAUGAUAAGCGAAAUCGCGCGACACUCACUUCUUCUUUACCUGUCGUGACGAGGGCAAGCGAUUUUGCCAAAAAUGCUCUGGAGUUGAUUCCGGAUGUUCAAGCACGCAACAAUACCUCGUUACCGUCCAUUAAGGAACUCGUUCCUCAAGAAGCCAUCUUCUCAACCAAGCCACCCCCUCUGCAGACUUCACUGGAGCCGCUUCGGCGGCCUAGACAGGAUAGUCUAGCAGAUUCUAGCGUUGGGAAAUAUACUAUCUCUUCAUCAAACAAAUACGAAAUUCUUCCUGCCCUCCAGGCACCGACACCCUCAGCAGUUGGAUCCCCAGAUAACACACAGAGCUUACCGUCCAUACGCUCAGCUGUUUUCGCCGAAUUAGAGAGCAACCCAUCAACGCCUUUUCAUAUGCUAACGCCGCAACUUACACGAGGGACCAGUACACAGUCAGAGCUCUCAAUCUCCCGGGUAUCCACAGCUCCAGCUUCCGAUUCAUUUCAAAUACCCACCCCUUUCUCCCAUCCGUCCCCGAUGAGUUUGAAAGAAAUGGCAACUACAUCCCCUGUCUCGCAGUCGCAGUAUAUGAUGCAGCCGCCCAGCUUAACACCUGAUACAUCCAACAUGACAUCUUAUAGUGAAUCAUCGUUACGGCAAACUUCGAUAGGCCAGAGUCCUGCGAAUAACUAUCCUACGCCUACCGAGCCGCGGUUAGUCAUGGACGAACGCUCAGAUACGCUCGUUUCUGGUACAAAUCUGUUCAAGUGUCCAUACCCUGGUUGCACCGCUGCUGCUUUCCAAACACAAUAUCUUCUAAACUCUCAUGCCAAUGUUCAUUCCCAAGACCGGCCACAUUUCUGCCCCGUUAUUGGCUGCUCUAGGGGUAUAGGUGGCAAAGGGUUCAAGAGGAAAAACGAAAUGAUUCGCCAUGGUCUAGUGCACGACUCACCAGGAUAUGUGUGUCCAUUCUGUACGGACCAGCAGCAUAAGUAUCCUCGUCCCGACAAUUUACAACGGCACGUGCGAGUCCACCACGUGGACAAAAACAAAGAUGAUCCAGAGCUGCGAAAUGUCCUUGCGCAAAGACCCAAGGGGAGUGGGCGAGGACGUCGACGACGUGUUCAUUAG
Messenger RNA from Talaromyces atroroseus, 1602 nucleotides. RefSeq lists its product as hypothetical. Gene Ontology annotation, cellular component: nucleus. The record is from RefSeq and is a predicted model, not a curated record. Gene Ontology annotation, biological process: regulation of transcription by RNA polymerase II. Lineage: Eukaryota; Fungi; Ascomycota; Eurotiomycetes; Eurotiales; Trichocomaceae. The coding region runs from base 1 to 1602 and encodes 533 amino acids. The transcript is spliced from 3 exons.